Gasterosteus aculeatus aculeatus (three-spined stickleback) is the source of this 2073-nucleotide messenger RNA. Its product is annotated as lysosomal protective protein. The record is from RefSeq and is a predicted model, not a curated record. Gene Ontology annotation, molecular function: serine-type carboxypeptidase activity. Gene Ontology annotation, biological process: proteolysis. Lineage: Eukaryota; Metazoa; Chordata; Actinopteri; Perciformes; Gasterosteidae.
UGGCUCACAGCAGCAGUCACAUGACUUUCCGGCUGGUCUCGUUUACCCGGACCUGUUUUUGGGGGAAGUUACUGCACAGCACCCACGUCUGUUUGGUGUCGCUUCCAACACAAGUAGGUGACGUUAAAUCGCAGCCAUGUUCGCGGCCGGUUUGUUCGUGUGCUCGCUGGCCGCGUUUCAGGUCGUCUCCCGGGCUCAGUACGCCCCCGACGAGGUGACCCACCUGCCCGGUAUGUCGUUCAAACCCAACUAUCGACAGUGGUCGGGUCACCUGCAGGCGCGUCCCGGGAAGUUCCUCCACUAUUGGUUUGUGACGUCGCAGAGGGACCCGGUUAAAGACCCCCUGGUGCUCUGGCUGAAUGGAGGCCCGGGCUGCAGCUCGCUGGAUGGAUUCCUGUCGGAGAAUGGACCGUUUCACGUGAAUGACAACGGGGCCACAGUGUACGAGAACACGUUCAGCUGGAACAAGAUUGCCAAUGUGCUGUAUGUAGAAUCUCCUGCAGGAGUGGGAUAUUCUUACUCCGAUGACAGAAAGUAUGCCACCGAUGAUGACCAGGUUGCUGACGAUAAUUACAAAGCCCUGCAGAGUUUCUUUGCCAAAUUUCCAAAUUUCACUCAAAAUGAGUUCUUCAUCUUUGGGGAAAGUUAUGGUGGAAUUUAUGCACCGACCCUCAGCCUGCGUGUGGCUACUGGAGCUGCCAAAAUCAACUUUAAGGGCUUUUCAGUGGGAAAUGGUCUGAGCAGCUUUGAGCUCAAUGACCAAAGUUUGAUCUACUUUGGUUACUACCACGGCCUGUUUGGAGAAGAUUUGUGGCGAGAUCUGAACAUAAAUUGCUGUGACAAAGAAAGCUGUGAUUUCUACAACACCAGCUCGGCGCAGUGCAAUACGCUGGUGAAUGUAGCCUUUGGUAUUGUGUAUAGUAGUGGGCUGAAUGAGUAUGCCCUCUACUUGGACUGCGAGGGUGGCAGACGAUUCCACAGAGGCUACCAGAGGACCAUGAGCCACCUGUUUACGAACAGCAGGAAACAUCAGGACUCUCACAAGUUUUCAGAUGGAGUGUCUCCCUCGGCGUCUGUGGGUGAAGUCCCGCCCUGCAUCAACAGCACGGCUCAGCUGAACUGGCUGAACAGAGGCGACGUGAGGAAAGCUCUGCACAUUCCAGACACGCUCCCACCAUGGGACAUCUGCAGCGAUGUCGUCGGGGGUCAAUACCGCAACCUGUACCCAACCGUUAAGGACGUGUACCUGAAACUGGUCUCCCUGGGUCUGCGUGCGCUCGUCUACAACGGAGACACCGACAUGGCCUGCAACUUCAUGGGGAGCCAGUGGUUUGUGGAACACCUCGGCCUGGAGGCGACCGCUAAUUACCAGACGUGGCUUCACGACAACCAGAUCGCUGGUUUCUACGAGCAGUUUGGAAACAUCACUUUCCUGACCGUCAAGGGUGCAGGUCAUAUGGUUCCUCAGUGGGCUCCAGGUCCAGCCUUCCACAUGUUCCAGUCUUUCAUCACGAACAGCUCCUACUGAGCGGUGGAGGCUGCUGCAGGUAACAAACCUGCACUCGUCGCUCGAUGGUACAUUUUUCUCAGGGAAGAGGAUUUUUAAGGGAAACUGUUAUUCUCAUUUUUAUUGUGAAAUGUGUAUUUGAACGGAGAUGUAUUUGGUUGGAUUAUAUAUGAAUGUAAGCUAUUAAAGUGCCAACUUUGAGGAAUUGAAAUCCUUUUUAUUGUUAAUUUCUGAGGAUCUCAAACAAUUAGAUUACAUUUUUAUGUGGCACUGAUGUACGAAUGUAUCCAGGUGUUUUACAUUGCGAGGGAUAAAUGGUGAUUGUUCUAAACUUGAAUGAAAAACUGCCUCAAUCCAGACUAACUUUACUUUCAUUAAAUGUUUUGGACUGUCAGCAUCACAAUACUUGUAAUUUAUGCCCAUACCUUGAUUGUAGUUAGAUUAUUGAAAUCCAUUUAAGCCUUCGGGAAAUUCAUGUUUGUAGGGCAACUUUCUCUGUUACAACAGGGACACAUGAUUUUUAAUUAUCACAGUAAUUAAAUGUCAUUGAUGAAAAAACUCCACAA